UCUGUCAAUUCGUUUCGCUGUCAGUGUCAAUUUCGCGUAUUCGCUGUGUAGUCGUGAACGACUAGCGAUUUAUAAAUCCGGUUGUUUAUCGCUAUUCACAAACAUAACACGUCUAAUUCACGUACUUAUGAUGAUAACUCGGUCAAAUCGCGGUUAACCGAUAUCGAAAUCAUUAAAGCCAUUCUGUGGAAACGGCCAUAAAAAGAAAAAUCAGUGCUAUGGUGAAAGAUGUACAGAAAUUGGUCCGUUGUUGAUGUACCGUGUCGUCGCAACAUUGUCGUUUUGUGAAAUGUGAACUAGUAUUAUUGAAAACAAGGAUUAACUCGCCCAAGUGGGCAAAUACAGCAUGUCCAGUGACGAGUCCAGUGUUCGUGUGGCGGUCAGAAUCCGCCCACAAACCCCGGGCGAAAUAGUCGAGGGUUGCGGCAUAUGCGCCCGCGCAGGGGGGCCCGCCGGCGAGGGUGGGGUCGCGCUGGGGGCCGAGAGGGCGUUCACCUUCGACUUCGCCUUCGAGCCCAGCGUCAACCAACAAGAAGUGUAUGAUACCUGCGUCAAAAAGCUGGUUGAAGCGGCCCUUGAUGGCUAUAAUGCUACUGUGCUGGCUUAUGGGCAGACUGGCUCCGGCAAGACGUACACGAUGGGCAGCGGCUGGGAAGGCGAGGGUGAUGGCGACGAGGACCGCCGCGGGAUCAUCCCCCGCGCCAUACGGGACUUGUUCGCCGGCGCAGACGCCAGGGCCGACGCGGCGCGCGCGCAGGGACAGCUCCCACCGGAGUUCUCUGUGCAGGCGCAGUUUAUUGAGCUCUAUAAUGAAGACAUUGUUGAUCUGCUCGACCCUGCCAAAGAUCCUUUUGCUAAAGGCGCGCUGAGGAUAACAGAAGACGGUUGCGGCGGCGUGCGCAUAGUCGGCGCGUCUAUGCGCGCGGUGCGAGGCGUCAAGGAAGCCCUUGGAGCCCUACGAGCUGGCGCCCUAGCAAGAACCACAGCGGCCACGAACAUGAACUCUUCAUCAUCAAGGUCCCAUGCUGUGUUCACUCUGCUGAUGAGGCAGAGGAGGCUGGCCCCGGAUCAGGAUGGCGAGAGAGACGUCAGAGACGGUGAUGCGGAGCCCCCAGAGCAGUAUGAGACCCUGACGGCGAAGUUUCAUUUCGUUGAUCUCGCUGGCUCGGAGAGGUUGAAGCGGACAGGCGCAACGGGCGAGCGAGCAAAGGAAGGGAUAUCAAUAAACUGCGGGUUACUCGCUCUGGGCAAUGUGAUAUCAGCGCUGGGAGACAAGUCACGGAGAGUUCUACAUGUCCCAUAUAGAGACUCUAAACUGACGAGGUUGUUACAGGACUCGCUUGGAGGCAAUAGCAACACAGUGAUGAUAGCCUGCGUAUCUCCAAGCGACCGCGACUUCAUGGAGACCCUCAACACGCUCAAAUACGCCAACCGAGCGAGGAACAUCAAGAACCGUUGCGUCGUCAACCAGGACCUCACUUCCAGAACCAUCCACCAACUCAGACAAGAGGUUGCCAGGCUACAGCUGGAGAUUGCUGAGUUUAAACAGGGCAAACGCGUUAUCUCAGAGAACGGUGAAGAGGGUUGGAGCGAUGUUGUCCAAGAGAAUGCAAUCCUGACAGGCGAGGUCGAGUCCCUCAGGAGACGAGUGAAGGCCAUGCAAGGAACUAUCGAUCAGCUGUCAGCUAGGAACAGCGAGUUGUUAGCUGAAAAGGCCUUAGGAACCUGGGCACCGAAGGAUGGAAGUCCUGAGACCAAUGAUUGUUCUCUCACUGCCUUAGUUCAGGGUUACGUAAGUGAAAUAGAAGACCUCCGAGCACAACUGAUGGAAGCGAACGCUAUGUACGAGGCAACACGCAAGCGCGGAGCAAUAGCUGCGAGAACGAGACACGAAUCUGUGCACGACGCCUCCUCUAUAUUGGAUGAUGCCAAACGAGAGCUGUAUAAGGAAAAAGAACUUCUGGCACGUAGCAUGGGCGAGUUAGAGUUCCAGCGUAAGCUGAAUAUGUCGGAUAGCAUGACGAGUGCAGCGGGCGACAGGCCUAUAGGAGAGAGGGAGCGCGCUGAAGGCGAGAGUGCAGACGACUCCGAGCCUUCGGACGAUAGCAGCGACUCUGAUGAGGACGAGAACUCUGAGGCUAAAGGUCAACAACUCCUGACGGCCCAGCUGGCAGCUCUAAGCGAGGACAUAGACACAAAAGCCCGUCUCAUAGAACAACUGGAAGUGUCCCAGCGAAGACUGGCGGCUCUGAGGACGCACUACGAGCAACGUCUGGACACGCUGCAUCAUCAGAUCAAAGCCACCAGCGACGAGAGGGACAAGGUUCUAGCUUCAUUAGCUACCCAACCAUCACCUCCAAGUGAAAAGCUGAAGCGAGUGAAAGAAGAAUACGAGCGGCGAGUGUCGACCAUGUCUCGAGAACUGAAGAGACUCCAGGCCGCGCAACGAGAACACACGCGGCUGCAACGCUCGCAGCAACAAACCGCGCAACAACUAGCCACCAUGAGGAACGACCUGCAAAAUAUGAAGCGAGACAAGGUGAAAUUAGUACAACGAAUGCGAACAGAAGCGAAACGACAUGCACAAGCCGAAGCUGCGAGAGCUAAAGAGGUGGCCCAAUUAAAGAAAGAAUCUAGGAAGAACGCAAACCUUAUCCGUUCUCUAGAAGCAGAAACGAAGCUUAAAGAGCAGGUAUUAAAACGCAAGCAAGAAGAAGUCUCGCUCCUAAGGCGGGGUCACCGGGAUAAGUUAAGCAGUCGCGCCGCCGGCAGGUUACAUGAUCGGUCGCGAGCCCGCACCCGCAACUACCGCGAGACGUGGUCCAAGCUGGAGUGCUGGCUGUCGCGCACGUGCGCAGCGCGCAGCACGCUGGGCGAGCUGGAGGCGGCGCUGGAGCGGCAGCUGCGGCAGCGGGAGCAGGCGCGGGGGCCAAGGGACCGCCCGCCCGACCCCGACUGCGGCCCGCUGCUGCUGUACCUCAAGGAGGCCAUCGCCGACACCCAACAGCAGAUCAUGCAGAUAGAAGAAGAAAAUGACGAGAGCGAGCUGCCGCGGCUGCUGGAGCAGCUGGACAGCGUGGAGGCGGCGCGCUACGCGCUGGAGCGGCUGGCGGCGCAGACGCUGCUGCACGCGCAGGACGCCGCGCGGAACCAGCGCCUGCUCAACGACACGCGGGCGCAUCUGCGAGAGCUGGAAGAGACGACAGAGCGCACAGCGAGCGCCCUGCGCGCGGCCGGCGACCACAACCUCAACCCGUGGGGGCCGCCGCCUGCGCUCGCCGCGCUGCUGGCGCACGUCUCCUCCGGGACUUCCACUAGAUCUGUGUCGCCAUCUGACAGUGCCCUCGAGCGGCCUACGAUAGUCCGCGAGUCAAGCACAGCACCCACGUCGCCGCCGGAUGACAACAGUAACGGGUCCUCGCCUUUCCAUCGGAAUACCGGUCGCCGCGGCUCAGUGCGCCUGCGCGACCUGGGCGUGUAUGGGCGUGAAGAAGACCCGAUGACGCAGUCGCUGGUGGAGCCGUCAUCACCGCGCCCCGUGCCGCUAAGCAGGGUGCCCAGCGCGCCGGGCAGUCUAAGAGGUCUACAACCAGUGGGGUACAGCGGGGUCCUAUCCUCGCCGCAGACUUCGCGCCGCGCGCCUCCAGAGAGCCCGCGACCAAUUAGACGGCAAUACAGCGUGCCCAAACCAGCAUCAUUAGACGCCGGCGCAUCACGCGAGACGCCGCCUGCGUCGCCUGGAGCAACGAGACGAGCUAGAGAUGAUGACGUGUUUCUGAGGCUCGCUGGAGCAGGACACGACAACUCGCCGCAAGGGGUCGUGAAAGAGGUGGCUUUGAAGCGUAUGGGUGGAGCUUCUAGUAUGGGAACGUGGCUACAAUGUACGCAUGUGGCGGAGGGCCACGCGGGUGCAGCCCUGGCACUUGCGGCGACCUCGCAGACGCUGUACAGCGGGGGUGUUGACCGCACAGUCCGCGGCUGGGAUCUGACAGCGGGCACGGAGUCGUGGCGCGGCUGGUGCGGCGGCGGCGUGUCGGCGUUGGCGGCCGCCGACACCAGCGAUGGCCGCCUGCUGCUGGCCGCCGCGCAGGCUGCCGUCAGGCUGUUUGAUACUAGGAGCCGGACACCGCUCACUACACUCUGGUCAUCUGGAGCAACAGGAGCGUGUCCAUCGACCCGGGGCAGUGGCCCGGUACCAGGCGAGGUAGCUGUGACGGCGCUAGCGCUGUCUCACUCACACCGACUGUACACCGCCGCUGGGGACAAGUUGCGGCUGUGGGACUUGAGAAUGUUGGAGUGCGUCUGCAAGCUGUGGUCAGGUCACGCGGCGGCAGUGAUGUGCCUCGCCAUCGGGAGAGGGGAGAGCGGGGACCUCGUCGUAUCAGGCAGCAAGGAUCACUACGUCAGGACUUUGGACCUUACCACGCUCGAUUCAGGUGGCUGGGAAGCCAACAACCGCAGGCUGUUGGAACCGCCGCACUACGACGGAGUGCAGGCGCUGGCUCUGAGCGACGACGUGCUGUAUAGCGCCUCCAGGGACACCAGCCUCAAGCGGUGGAACCUUGCUGACAACACGCUCACACACAGCGUAAUGAACGCCCACAAAGGCUGGGUCACCGGCGUGUGCACGCUGGGCGUGGACUCGGACUUAGUGGCGUCGUGCGGUCGUGACGCGUCGCUGCGUGUGUGGACACGCCAGCUGCGACCAGCCGCGCCGCCCGCCACGCUGCCCGACGCCACGCAUGCGCUCGCCGCACACCCAGCGUCCGCAUUGAACAUGCUGUACACUGCUGGGAACGGCGGCGAGGUUCGUGCGUGGCGCGUCUCCACCGAGCAAUAACCAGUGACGGGCGUGUCCGGUGCUGGAGGCUCCGCAAGCGGUGACCGGGGCCUUGCUCCGCGCCAGCGAAGCCCCGGCCUCCGCGGCGAGCGUGGAGAUGACUGCCCGCAUAUAACUCAGUAAUGCCAAGUAAGAUGAAAUAUAAUGCUGAAUACGCAAAGGAAGAUCAGUGACAAAAACUCAAGCAUACCCUGUAAAACGUAACCGAGAGACGUAAGACAUCUCUUUUGCACUAACGGUAUACAGCUUAGUAAGAAAGAGACGUGAUUAUUCUAGCCGUGUUACGUUUUACAGGGUAUACUUAAGUAUGGCAUAUGUAGGUAGGUAUUUUUGCGUUGUAGAAUAAGCGAAACAAAUGUCACUUUGACGUAGUGAAUAAAUUGGCACAUGUUAUGUACUAAAAUAUAUUUCAAUGUAUCAAACAACUUAUAAAUGUCAGACAUGUAAUUAGAAAAAAAAAAUUAAGUUCUCACUAAUGUACAAUGCAACGUCCUAAUAAAAUGUAAUUGGCUCUAAUAUUUUAAAAAUAAUAAGAAUACAUAUUUUCGUUACGUAUAUUCCAACGCGUAACAUCUAUUUAUAUAAAAUAAAAUUUAUUAACAAAAAAUAAAAAGUAAACAAGUAUACAUUCCAAAUUUAAACAUUGUAGUUAAGAAAUAUAUCAAUUCAUUUAUUAUUUUGAACACAUAUAGAAAAAAAAACAAGUAAUUGAACAAAUAGUGAUAAGUGUCCUGUUGUUUUAAAACUAUUUAAUCGUUAACGAUGUUUAAAUGCGCCUAGACACAGCCCGCCGUAUUAUAAAACGAAGACUUAAGAUUUCGAAGAGAAUUUUAAGUUAUACCCGUCAUUUUCUUAUCCGCCGAAAAGGAAAAGGACGAUUCGCAACUGAAAUGAGUGAGUGAAUCAAUAACCCGAGCGAAUUACAAGCACCUCACUGAUAUGCAACCCGUUUGGCGUGCUGUCAACUUAAGUCGGGUUAUUGGCCAAAAUAAAAUCUUGGGAGGGCUUUUUAAACUUUUGCCCAAAAUUGAAGUGUGAAAUUUUAUGCCUGACGAUUACCCGUCCCUUUCCUUUUCGGCGAAUAAGAAAAUGACAGGUAUAGCUUAAAAUAUAGAAUCAGCGCCAAUGCCAGAUUUAAAAUAUAAGUAGCGCUAGUGUCGCAAAUUCUGCAUAGUCAAUUAGUUCCAUUAAAAUCCGUAGACUUCUAUUGUGGCGCGGACUAUAUUUUGAACGUAGUAUCAUAAUAUCAUAUUAAUCUUUUUUCUGUAUUAAAAAAAAAGAGUUGUUCUUUUUUUAUCUUGUUAGUCUUUGUUUUAUAAUAAAGCGGAGUAUAUUAAUCAAUUUAUGAAUAUAAGGACUAAAUCCUCUUUCCGAUUGUAUUUCUAGUAGGGUAAAGACUAUACUUAUUAUAUUAAAUGAAAAUUGAAAAGAAACUAUUGAUGCGAUUUGAGUGUUUACGAAAUCUGCUUCAAUAUUACUCUAAUAUAAGAACUAAAAAGAACUAUUCAGAGGCGGAGGAUAGGAGUCCUAGUACGGCUUUGAAAUAAACUACUCUGGGCGCCGUCCCAUUCGCGUCAGAUACUGCGGAAGGCAAGAGGGAAACCACUGUCUUAUUUUUCUCUAAAAAGUAGCAUGGAGAAUGCUACACCGACAAGAGCGUGGCUCUUAAAUUAGUGAUGAUGAUGAUAAGAACUAAUAUCAGUUUAUCACUUUAUAGAAAGAACACUGUACGAUAUAACAGUAUGGCCUUUUAAAAGAUAAUAAUUGUUAAUUAUGAAAGGAACAGAAAGUAGGUAUUAUUAACGGUAUUAAGUAGUAGAGGGUGGCCUUAGCUUAGGCUUCAAAUCCGCGUUGUUGUUUAGAAUUUCAGAUACAAGGGAAAAGGGCUUUAGAUUGGCUAAACUAAAUUAUGAGAAAACGUAAAUUUAAUACUUAGUGCUUUAUUUUCUCUCCUCUAUUAUUGCAAGCCACAAAAACAGAAGGUGAUAGAUAGAUAGAUAAAAUACUUUAUUGAGCACAAUGGACACAAAAUACAGAGAUAAGGUGGUACUUAGUUAGUAGGUACAAUCAAAGAGCUAAAGUUCAGUCACUGAGCCCAGCGAAUUAUUUGUAAACAGUAGCGAAAUUAUGAUUAUUAUUAUUAUGAUUAGUUCUCAUAAUUAUAAAAUUUAUGUUUUUGUAGGUGUUUUUCGUCUAUUACCAGGAGGUCUUAAGUGCAACCAGUUAAUUUAUUACUUUGCAAGAAACUGAUUGGACUUUUGCAGCUUAUCGUACAUGUGACGCCUUGCAAGGCACACCUACUAUUGAUUUAUUGUAAAUUUUUAAUACUUAUUUAUAUUGUCUUUUUUAUAUCUCUACCGGACUUGCACUAAUAAGUUAUCAAUUUAUCUUAAGAGCAGUUUUCACUAACACUUGGCUCGACCAUUAUAGACGGCGAUACCUUGGCCUAACAAAGCUCGGUGAGAUGUGGGUACUUAGUUCAUCUUGUGAUGUUAGUACCUCUGACUGGGACCCAAAUUCGAAUAUAAUGGUGAUCUAUGUCGUUGAGCCAUAUUUUUGUGUGGAAUUUAGAUACUUUUUCAGUCUUUGUUUUGUAUUAAUAGUACUACCACUCUAGCCACCCUUACUAUCUAUAUUUUAGAACUUUGACGUUUUCCCUCGUGUCUGGUUAUAAACAUUUCAUCUUAGAUAGAAUAAAAUGUAUUACCUUCGGAAGCCAAUGCCUUAUUGCCAAAUUUUACGCACAAAUACGUAGUUCACCAUGGAACCACUUUGUCCGUUAGUGGCCACAUCACAAACUUGCUUAUUUUUACAGUUUUUAUCCAGUUUAGAGUCGUAGGGAAAUAUGACAAAUGUUUUUGGUCUUAGAAAGAGCACAGACGUCACUCGGACAGUAUUUCCAUAUAAAUUAAAUAUAAAAUACUCUUCUUCUAUCGUGUGGGUUGUGAGGUUGAUUACCAAUCCCAUCAACCCUGGUGUCAGGGUUACUAUUAAGCCGCCAAAAGCCCCUGACAUGACUCAUUUAACGACUACGUACUUAGAUCAGUAAGUAGUAACUGAAACAGGGAUCGUCUUACUUUCGGACAAUCAGUUGAAUAUAAAAUACUUAAGUUGUUAAUUAGCCUUUUUUAUAGUCGUAGUGGAAUUAUGUAAUGUUUCGUUUUUUAAUGAUUCUCAUACAUCUUUUGGUAUAACUACAAAAAACAGAUUGUAUAGGUCAUUGUAUCGAUGAACUGAUCUCUGUCAACGUACUAAUAGCUCAUCAUAAUGCAGCUUUGAUAUAUUUUUCUAAAGUGGCUUUCUCCCAUUAGGAAACUAAAUUAUAUUAUGUUAUUUAUAAAAAUAACUGCCAAAAACAUUUGUCAUAAAUAGGAUAUUUCAUCAAUUAUAAUUAUUAUUAUAAACUGUGAUUAAUGAACAAUUAUAUUUUUGUACAUUCCUGUACUACGGGUAGGUACGAGCAGAAUAGAGGUGUAAUCAUUAAUCAAUCACAUUAUAUUUAAUGUCGGCAGAUUUUAUAUAGGUGUAAAUGUUUAACGUUAAAAAUUAUGUCCAAAUAUUAUGAUAACAUUAAGUAUUUCAACGUAACGUGAGAGGAUUAUAAAUAAAAAAAUAAUCUAAAAUAAUAACGAACUAGAUAAAAGAAAUGGAAAUAAAAUCCAUAAAUAAUAAACUACGGUAAAGUGUAAUUGUGGCGCCAAAAUCCCUUCCAAAAUAUGCCAAUCGGACGUAAAUAGUAACUUUUGACAUUUAUUUUGUUUGAAGUAUUUUAUUCUUUUUUUAUUAUAAAUAAUAGGCAGCAUUUUAUAAUCUUCUCACGUAGGUCUCCCAAAACUUUUAGAAAUUACAUUAAGGCUAUGAAUUUUAGUCGAAUAUAAAUGUAAAAUUAUGGUUAAUUUUAUUUAAUUGCAUUGAUUUUUUUUUUUCUGUAUAUUUUUGUAGUUUUAAUCGAUAUGGUUUUGAGUGUGUUGUGUUCCCCUUCAGUAUUAUUUUAUCAGUGAAACAAUUAUUUUAAUGUGUUAAUAAAUUUUAUAAUGUUGUCAAUGGCAACCAUAGUUUUCAUUCAACUUGAAAUGUUACGAGUUUUAUUUUUAUUUCAGCUUUAGUUAGCAGCUAAUUGAGCCACAUUUCAUUUUGAAAUUUUUUUCUA
This is a messenger RNA of Pectinophora gossypiella (pink bollworm), 8990 nucleotides long. It is a transcript of the gene Klp31E, whose product is annotated as kinesin-like protein KIF21A. Gene Ontology annotation, molecular function: microtubule binding; ATP binding; microtubule motor activity. Gene Ontology annotation, biological process: mitotic spindle organization; microtubule-based movement. The transcript has 31 exons. The coding region runs from base 347 to 4840 and encodes 1497 amino acids. NCBI's taxonomy places the organism in Eukaryota, Metazoa, Arthropoda, Insecta, Lepidoptera, Gelechiidae. The record is from RefSeq and is a predicted model, not a curated record.